GAAAAAAGGACGAGAGUGGGUGUGAGGGUGAAUGAAGCCCGGGGCGGCCGUCGGGAGGCUCUGCGCCAGUGGUGUUCCGACUGGCCAAUCAGCGGCCCGGUGAUUCCCGCUGUUGCUUUUCGCGGCCGCCAAACCGAACUCGCACCCGGUUGGAAUCUUCAACCUCACCUCGCCAUCCCCUUUGCCUAGCUGUCUUGCCUCGCUCCCUCCCUUCUAUCUUUCGAUCCACAACCGUCACAAUGGCCGGCGCCAUCGCUUCCGCUAUCUACCAGGGCCUCUUCCGCCGCAAUGCUGUCUACCUGACUUCCAUCUUCGCCGGUGCUUUCGCAUUCGAGCUGUCCUUCGACACUGCUUCCAACAAGAUCUGGGAUUCCUUCAACCGUGGUCGCCAAUGGAAGGACAUCAAGCACCAGUAUGUCAACAAGGCCGAGGAGGAUGAUGACGAGUAAAUAUGGAGACCACCGCUAUGCCACAAUGGAAGGAG
Molecule: messenger RNA, 484 nt
Organism: Aspergillus sclerotioniger CBS 115572
Lineage: Eukaryota; Fungi; Ascomycota; Eurotiomycetes; Eurotiales; Aspergillaceae
Product: cytochrome b-c1 complex subunit 9
Exons: 5
Coding region: 240-449 (69 amino acids)
Biological process (GO): mitochondrial electron transport, ubiquinol to cytochrome c
Source: RefSeq, a predicted model, not a curated record